AAAUUUAAUUAAAUAGUAUUAUCACGAAAUUUUUACAUUUUUAAUUACUUUAAAUGCAUUCAUUUUUUAUAAUUUUAUUUUUAUUUAUAAUUCGAAGAGGAACCGAGUCGACGGAGUCGACCCUGCGUUACCUGCGUAACACAAGCGUAUAUGUUCAAUAGUUCACAAUAAUUGCGUUGCAGUUGGUUGCAGUCGUAUGGCGUUGUUCGUAUUGGUUCGUAUUGUGUUUGUGACGAAACAAAUUGACGGCGCGGUGCAAUUAAUGCCAUUCAACAAUUGAAGAAAAGCUUCGAUCAUGUCAUACCCGGCAACAAUGUUCGGGGAAGCUGAUCCUCAAGCUCAAGUAAAUCCAGAAGUGCAACAGUGGUUUGCUGCAGUUGAUAGAGAUGGUAGUGGAAAAAUUAGUGCUACAGAAUUAAAAGCUGCAUUAGCAAAUGGUCAAGGAGGCACAUUUUCAGAUACUGCUUGCAAUUUAAUGAUCGGCAUGUUUGAUAAAGAAAAGCGUGGUACAAUAGAUUUGUUUGAGUUUCAAGCUCUUUAUAAUUACAUUAAUGCAUGGUUGGGUGUCUUUCGUGGAUUUGAUCAUGAUAACUCUGGAAGUAUACAAGAAAAUGAAUUGGGUGCAGCUUUAACACAAAUGGGAUAUAGAUUAAACCCAGACUUUAUAUCAUUUCUCAUUAAAAAAAGUGAUCCUGUAGGUCAUUCUUCUAUAACUGUUGAUCAGUUUAUUGUAUUAUGUGUUCAAAUUCAAAGGUUUACAGAUGCCUUUCGAGUACGGGACACAGAACAAGCAGGAAAAAUUACUAUUGGAUUUGAAGAUUUUUUGGGUGUUGCACUUAACUGUAGCGUAUAAUACUUGCUUUUCUGAACUGUUAUUGAUUUUAUUAAAUUUAACUUCGCUUGUGUGAGGUCCAUUUCUUCAGGAUUAAAAAUCAACUGCAAUUUUAAUCCAUUUAAUAAAAGGCAGUUAUCUAUUUUUCUGGGAGUAGAUAUAAAUAAGUAUAAGCUUCUAUUUUUAACAAAUAUAGUAGUAGCAGAAUGGCUAUUUUAUUUAGGAAUUAAAUUAAACAUUCAUUUUAGAUGCAGUUUAAAUUGCACAAAAUUGGAAACGAAAGUUUUCUAAUUUAUUUAUUUGUUCAAUGUAGAUUUAUUGUAUUUUAAAAAUAGAAAUUCUUUUAAAUUAGUAAUACUCUAAUAUUAUGUAAAGUAUUUUAGAAAUUUGUUACAGCUUUGUUGUAAAAUAUUGUAAUUUCAAUAACAAAAAAUAUUAACGAAA
Messenger RNA from Hylaeus volcanicus, 1276 nucleotides. It is a transcript of the gene Pef, whose product is annotated as peflin. Gene Ontology annotation, molecular function: calcium ion binding. NCBI's taxonomy places the organism in Eukaryota, Metazoa, Arthropoda, Insecta, Hymenoptera, Colletidae. Bases 296 to 853 code for a protein of 185 amino acids. The record is from RefSeq and is a predicted model, not a curated record. The transcript is spliced from 4 exons. Gene Ontology annotation, biological process: COPII vesicle coat assembly.